Molecule: messenger RNA, 186 nt
Organism: Hydatigera taeniaeformis
Lineage: Eukaryota; Metazoa; Platyhelminthes; Cestoda; Cyclophyllidea; Taeniidae
Source: the annotation of a GenBank genome assembly
GAGGAGGAGGAGGAGGAGGAGAAGGAGGAGGAGGAGGAGGAGGAGGAAGAGCGAUUUAAAUCGCCAACACUUAAGGCCAACGUAAAAGGCUUGAUCGAGAGGCCGAUGGGAGAAGGCUUGAAGCCAAUUCAUGGUUCACUUUCCUAUGGGCCUUCGAAGCAAGUUCAAAAGAGGUGCCGGUAUUGA